Molecule: messenger RNA, 3702 nt
Organism: Ostreococcus tauri
Lineage: Eukaryota; Viridiplantae; Chlorophyta; Mamiellophyceae; Mamiellales; Bathycoccaceae
Product: Mycolic acid cyclopropane synthase
Exons: 1
Coding region: 1-3702 (1233 amino acids)
Molecular function (GO): oxidoreductase activity
Source: RefSeq, a predicted model, not a curated record
AUGCCGUCCGACGCGACGCGUCGCAUCGCCGUCAUCGGCGGCGGCGUCAGCGGUCUCAGCGCCGCCUACCUCUUAUCUCGCCCGUCGAUCCAAUCGUCGACGUCAUCACCGGGACAGAAUGAAAAAGUGCAAAAAGCGCAAGUCGUACACGCGACCGAUGCCGCGCGUGCGGUGACGUUAUUCGAGUCCUGCGACGUCCUGGGUGGACACGCGUUGACGGUGCACUCACCCACGGCGAAUGGAGAGGUCGAUCUGGGAUUUCAGGUGUUUAAUUUAACGACGUAUCCGCACCUGGUGGGGUUGUUCGGCGCGCUCGGCGUCGAGAGCGAGCGGAGCGACAUGUCAUUUUCGUGCUCGAGUGGUGAUGUUGAGUGGGGGAGCAUCGGGUUGAAAGGGGUGUUCGCGCAGAAGAAGAACGCGCGAAGCGCGAGGUUCUUGAAGAUGAUUCGAGAGAUUUUGCGCUUUGGCAAGUCGGCGCCCGAGGUGUUGGACGAGAAGCGGGCGACGGAGUUCGAGGAUGUCUCCCUGGGGGAGUAUCUCGAGCGCAAUCGGUACUCAACGUUUUUCAAAGACCAUUACGUGGUUCCCAUGUGCGCCGCGAUAUGGAGUUGCAGCGACGAGGAUGCGAUGGCGUUUCCAGUCAAGACGCUCGUGCGGUUCUGGGUGAACCAUCAUCUGCUCAAUGUCAUCGAACGGCCUCUCUGGCGAGUGGUCAAGGGACGAUCGUCGGCUUACGUCGACGCGAUAGAACGUGAACUCGAUGACGUUCGUAAGGGGGCUUACGUCAAAGCUGUGAAGAGAACAUCGAACGGGAAAAGCGUCAUCGUGACGUACGCGCAAAAAGACGCGAAGGGCAAAACACGCGAGCACUCUGAGGUGUUUGACGAUGUCGUCUUCGCCUGCCACAGCGACCAGGUUUUAACAAUCAUGGGUGAAAGUGCGUAUAAGGACGAGAUAGAGGCGCUGAGCGCUGUGAAGUACCAGGAAAACGAGGUUUACUUGCACACAGAUGCGACGUUGAUGCCGAGGAGUAGAGAUGCCUGGGCGUCGUGGAACUGCCUUCGCGGCGAUCGUCUCGACAUUCCUGAGGAAGAGGCCAAAACUCGCAGCGUGUGUGUGACGUACUGGGUGAAUCUGCUGCAAAAUUUAGCGCCAGGGACGAAGGAUCUAUUCGUGACGCUCAAUCCGCCGCGGCCGCCGCGCGAGGGCUCAGUCGAACACAAAGUCACCCUCGCGCACCCGCUCUUUAACAAGGCGGCGAUCGCCGCGCAGACUCAGAUUCAGGCGUUGCAAGGGAAGGAUCGAGUGUGGUUCUGCGGUGCGUGGUGUGGUUACGGCUUCCACGAGGACGGCAUCAAGUCGGCCGUGGAUUGCUGCGAUAAAUUGCUUGGCAGGUCAUCUGUGCCUUGGAUUCCGAGACCAUGCAAUCCCAAGCUGUCCAGCACGACCAAGGCAGUUCUUCCGCUCUUCCAGCGCGCGUGCACUGGUUGGCUUCCCGCGAAUAAGCGUUUGCGAAUGAUUCUCCCGGACGGAAGCGAGCGUAUGAUGUGCGGGAAGGACGCGGGCGACUCGUCUGAGACAAUCACCAUGACGGUUUUCAAUCAACGCGUCUUCGUGCAGACUAUUUUGCGAGCGGAUAUCGGUCUCGGGGAGUGUUAUAUGAACGGGGACUUCGACGCGGACUUAAUCGGCCUCCUGGACACGGUGUGCAAAGGUCACCCCGGGGCCUCUGGCGUCGAUACUUUGAGUUGCAAGCCGAAGAUGCGUUUCGAUCCCGUCGGACUCAUCACUGAGGCAGUGAAUUGGGUCGGAGCUAAAAUGGAGAUGGCGGCUCACAAGGCGCUCAGUAACACCAAGGAAGGUUCGCGGAAAAACAUUGAGUAUCACUACGACGCCGGUAACGACUUUUACAAGCUAUGGUUGGAUCGAACGAUGCUGUACUCGAGCGCGAUUCACGGAGACAUCGACGACGCAAACAUGUCGGUGGACGUCCUGGACAAGUUCGAAACCUUCGAGGCUCGAGAAAAGCACUUGGAAGCAGCACAGUACACAAAGAUUGAUGCCAUCAUCGAUAGAGCGGACAUUCAAUCUGGGCAUCGUGUUCUAGAAAUUGGCUGUGGCUGGGGCACAUGCGCUAUUCGCAUGGUGCAACGAAAGAAGUGCCACGUCACCGGAUUAACACUUUCGCACGAGCAGCAUGCCGAAGCGACCGCCCGAGUCAAGGCUGCUGGGUUAUCGCAUUUGAUUGACAUCGUCAUAUGCGAUUAUCGAGACGUUAAGGGAACGUUCGACAGAGUGGUUUCAAUUGAGAUGCUUGAGGCCGUGGGGCACGAGCACUUGCCCACGUACUUUAGCACGGUGCACAGGGUGUUGAAGCCGGGAGGUAAGGCCUCGAUUCAGGUCAUCACCAUGCCAGACGGACGAUAUGACGCUUACUGCAAUAGCGAGAGCGAUUUCAUUCGCGCUUACAUCUUCCCGGGCGGUCACUUGCCGUCGGUUGCAGCGAUGAGAGACGCGUCCCCGCGCGGCCUCGUGCUGUCCUCCUACGACGAUAUCGGUUUGCACUACGCCGUCACUUUGCGACUUUGGCGCGAACGCAUGAUGCAUCAUGCCGAGCGCAUACUUUCGAUGGGCUACACCAGAAAGUUCUUGCGCAUGUUUGAAUUUUACUUUGCCUACUGCGAGGCGGCGUUCGCGAACAAGUUGAUUUACGACUUGCAGAUGACUUGGACCAAGGUGAGCGAGGACGUGAAUAUCACAAAGGUGCAAAGAAGUUUCGCGAUCAGACCGUACCUUCUCGAUGCUGGCAUCAUUGGAGCCGGAUGUGCGAUUUACUAUCAACACCAGCCGAAAACUGCAGCGGCGCUUGCAGACGCUGCGGCGCCUCUCAUGGCCGCCUUCGUGGCCACCUUCGGUUUGGUGUGGAUCUUAGCCAUGAUGGCGCUGACCGUUUUCCCGAAGUUUAAACUCGGGAAAAAGGUGAGCAAGGUUAAGUUGGAUGAGGCGUCCACAGCGCACGGAACUCUCUCGAGUCGCGCGCUGGAGCUCUCGAGGCCGUUGAUGAAGGCUAUCGUCUCUGCGGCGAUCGGCUCAGCGGCGUGCGCCUUCAUCGCCGACGCGCCCGAUAUCACGCUGAAAAGCGCCUCAUGGAUGCUUCCGGUGGUUGAGAACCGGAAAACGAGGAAAGCAGCGAGUGAUUUACUCAUCAAGUAUGCCGUGGUGUCCUUUGCACGCGGCGUCACUUCGAUAGCCAGACGGAAGCGCCUCAGCAUGAUGAAGCACAGCGUCGAGCUCAUGACUACGCUCUACGCCAUCCACCACGACUUAUUCGUCGUCGCCUUGGCUUGCUCACUCGUGAUUGAAGUUCGGGUGUUUGCCACGCACUUCCGCGUCUUCGCCCGUGUCGCGAGUGGUUUUCCGCACUACGAGACGUUCGCCUACGCGGCGUCUCGCACACUCGCCACAUUGGCGCUCUACGCCUUCCAGAUCGCCCCCACUCUAUUGGCCGGCAGAGCGCUCGCGCUGCACAUCAAUUCCGAUGUCAUCGAUCCGAGCUCUGGCACUGGCAUCGCCGUCAGCGUCGCCAUCUGCGUCGCCGUCGCGAGCGCCGGUCGCGUGUACGUCCAGGACGUCCAGCACGCCGUCGCUGAGCGCAAAAUCCGCGACCGCAUCCUCUCCGUCGCCACGUCCGCCGACAUCUAG